Molecule: messenger RNA, 1187 nt
Organism: Helianthus annuus (common sunflower)
Lineage: Eukaryota; Viridiplantae; Streptophyta; Magnoliopsida; Asterales; Asteraceae
Product: glutamic acid-rich protein
Exons: 2
Coding region: 214-987 (257 amino acids)
Source: RefSeq, a predicted model, not a curated record
UAGCACAAAAGAUUCACGGAUCGCCCGUUUACGAAAAAAAAAAGUAAGAAUGGCUCACGAUCAAGUUGCAGAAAAACUCAAAAACAUCUUCUUCACUGUGCAUCAUCAUCAUCAUCAUCAUCAUCAUCAACUUCAAACACCAAUCUCAAGUGAUUGGAUAUAUUUUGGAUGAAUUUGAUUCAUCUAUGGAAGGUGUGAUUGUGCCCUAAUUCAAUGAGCCUCAAUAUGCACAGAUACUCACCUGUUAGAAACCCUAGGUCAAAAGGUAUCAAAAUCAAGCAUGUUUUCAGAAUCUGUUUCUUAAUUUCUGUUUGCUGUUGGUUCAUCUUUCAAAUCAAGAGGUCUCAUUACAAUACAAAAUCUUUGGAGUCUGUUGAUAGUGAUACCGAGGUCUUAUUGCGUAAAAAUAGUGUCGAUGAAGUCGUUAAGUUAGGUAGGAAGGAUGUUCGGCCUAAGGAGACCGCGGUGAGUGAAGAGGAAGAGGAAGAUGACGAUGAAGAGCAUGGAGUCGAGGAGGAAAAAGACGAUGAGAUUGACGAAAUUGAACAGUAUAAGUUUGAUGAUGAAGAGAUGGUGAACGAAACCGAAACUGCGAACGAGGCACGUGAAGAACACUAUAAAGCGGAUGAUGCUUCUAGCGCAGUUACUGAUCAAAGUGAAGGGCAAAGGUUGGAUACCAAUAAGUUUAUUGAACAUGAAAGUCAAGUUAAUAGUGGGGUUAAGGUUCGAGAAACGGGCUUUGAGUCCGCCAACGUUUCUUUUGGUCAUGGUCGAUACGGUUCUAAUUCAACUCGGGUGGUGGAAGAAUUGGAAACUCUGUUAAAGUCAACUAAUGCGUCGGCAGUUGUUGACCCGCUAACAAUCUUAACCGCUGAAGAGGCUGAAACUGAAGAAGAUACGGAUGAAGUUCAACAUGACGCGAUAGAUUCGACCGAUGUUAUAGGUUUAGAGGAGCUUGACAACAAUGAAGAUAGUGUUGCAGAAUGAUGCAAGAUAGUUUGUAGUGUGAAUUUGAAGUUUGUAAUUGUUGUUUUCACAAUGUUUAUAUUUGGGAAAAUGUUGGUUCAAAGAGCUGAUCUCCUGUGAAAUGUUGUGGAGCAUUGGUAGUCGGUAGAUUAUGCAGGCUGCCAAAAAUGUAAUAAGCCAGUAAUGUAUCAAUGGGUUUAAUCUUAAUUAUUCUCUGAUUU